AACAUGCGGGACAUUCGAGUAGCCUUUGAUGAGGAGACGGCGAGUCGCCUCGGGAGUCGGGCGGAAUGCGUGAGGAUGGAAAUUUUGUCCCCGGAUUGUGUCAUGUACGAAAUGCGCAAAAGAAAAGUGCGAUGCGAUUUCCCGCUCCAGAUUGGGUUUACGAUUUUGGAACUGAGUAAAUUAACCAUGUACUCAUUCUACUACGAAACCUUGCUGAGUAAGCUCACUUGUCCAGUGAUUGCCUGUUACUUUGACACGGAUUCUCUGAUCCUCGGCCUGUUCUGCAAGGACUACGAAGAUCAGUUACGAGCGAUCGCCGACGACCACUUAGAUUUGUCUUCCUUCGACCGGGAUCAUCCACUGUACAGUGAAAAGAAUCAUGGGAGACCUGGGGCUUUCAAAAGCGAAACUGGUAGUGUACCUAUCGAAGAAGUAAUAUGCUUGAAAGCUAAAAUGUAUUCCAUCAAAUUAGCUGGAGGAAAGCAAAUUGCAAGAGCUAAAGGGGUCAAAAAGAAUAUUGUACGCAAGCACCUCCUCCAUGAGACAUACUACAAUACCUUGUUCAAUCACACGAGCGUAUCGAACGAACAAGUAUCAAUCGUUGGAAAGAAACAGUGCAUGUACACCAUCAGAAACGUCAAAAGAAGUCUGAUGGCAUACGACGACAAGAGAUACCUCUGCAAUGACAUCGAAUCCUACCCUUACGGAAGCUGUGAAUAUGGAGAUGUGCAGGAAGAGAACUGAUACUUCCGUGACAUGCUGUUCUCGCGUGCGGUCUGGGACUGAGCCGUGGAUGGAGAAGGACGAACGCUUGGGUGAUCCACACGGUACUUAUGUGAAAAACGCCAUGGAUGCGGGGUGGAAAUGUCCAGUGUGCUGGAAGUGCCCCAGAGAGAACUACAAUCUCUCUGAGAAUGCCAUGAUGUGUCUAAUAAAUGUUGAAAACUA
Molecule: messenger RNA, 948 nt
Organism: Ornithodoros turicata
Lineage: Eukaryota; Metazoa; Arthropoda; Arachnida; Ixodida; Argasidae
Exons: 2
Coding region: 4-744 (246 amino acids)
Source: RefSeq, a predicted model, not a curated record